UCAGGCACAAAAAAAGGAAUUAGGAAGAGCUUGGGAAAUCCACUGAUUUGUUUUCUUCUAAAGUCUUUAUUGAGCAGCUUUGGAGCCUGUGGUUUAAUGUGAGCAGUAAGGCUGGUGCUGUAAUCUGGGGAUUUCCUCCCAGCCCUGGCAGUGGAUGUGUGCCAUAGCUGGGCAGGGGGAGCAGAUCAGGAGGCAGGGAGUCACCAGCAGCAGUAAGCAGCCAGCUCUGUGAGCAGCCCCUGCAGCCCCCUCUCUUGGUCACACACAGAAGAGAAGGAGGAGGAGGCUGUGCUGCUGUCACACACACACACACACACACACACUGCUCCUGUUCAGGGUAACCCGGCCUCUCUAUGCACUGACUGGUGCUGUCACACCGCAGGACCGUCUGGCAGUGAGAGCCGCUGUUUGACCGGGUUUGCUCUAUGCCUGGCCUCUCACUAACCUACUACAGCAAGAAACACUACCUAUCCCGGCCGGGUACUGACACUGCAAGACCCGCACCAACAGCACAGCAGGAUGAUGUGAAUACAGAGCUCCAGCGAGGCCGGCUGCCGCAGGUUACUCCUUUGGAAUAUUCUCCUGAUCGCUCACCUCAAAUUGUAGUAUGUUAAAAUUUGGAUAUAUCGUUUGAAACAGGGCUUGCUUUGCUUUGAAUCUAGAAGCCAGCUAAUAAAGGGUCUUUAUGAAAGCUGUGUCUGAAGCGAUGUGGUGAAAUCAAGUUACCAUAGAUUUGGGAAAUAUUGGAAUAAUGGGCUGUGUGCAAUGCAAGGACAAAGAAGCAACCAAACUGACAGAUGAGAGGGACAACAGUUUAACUCAGAGUUUAGGAUACCGCUAUGGGACUGAUCCCACCCCGCAGCACUAUCCCAACUUCACUGUGACCACAAUUCCAAAUUAUAACAAUUUCCAUGGCUCUGCUGGGCAGGGACUUACAGUCUUUGGAGGGGUGAACUCCUCAGCUCACACAGGCACCUUGCGCACCAGGGGUGGUACAGGGGUUACACUUUUCGUGGCUCUUUAUGACUAUGAAGCAAGAACGGAAGAUGACCUAAGUUUUCAGAAAGGAGAGAAAUUCCAGAUACUUAAUAGUUCUGAAGGUGACUGGUGGGAAGCUCGGUCAUUGACGACUGGUGGAACUGGUUACAUCCCAAGCAACUAUGUGGCUCCAGUGGAUUCCAUUCAAGCUGAAGAGUGGUAUUUUGGCAAAUUGGGCAGAAAAGAUGCAGAGAGGCAGUUGUUAUCCUUUGGAAACCCAAGGGGUACUUACUUAAUACGUGAAAGUGAAACCACCAAAGGUGCCUAUUCAUUGUCAAUCCGUGACUGGGAUGAUAUGAAAGGAGAUCAUGUCAAGCACUAUAAAAUUCGAAAGCUUGAUAACGGAGGUUACUAUAUCACAACUAGAGCCCAGUUUGAAACUCUUCAGCAACUUGUUCAUCACUACUCAGAGAGAGCUGCCGGUUUGUGCUGCCGCUUGGUAGUGCCCUGCCAUAAAGGAAUGCCGAGGCUUACUGACCUGUCUGUCAAAACCAAAGAUGUCUGGGAAAUCCCAAGAGAAUCCCUACAGUUGAUCAAAAGACUGGGAAAUGGGCAGUUUGGGGAAGUAUGGAUGGGUACAUGGAAUGGAAACACCAAGGUGGCAAUAAAGACCUUGAAACCAGGCACCAUGUCUCCAGAGUCAUUUUUGGAGGAAGCUCAGAUUAUGAAGAAACUGAAGCAUGACAAACUUGUGCAGCUCUAUGCGGUGGUGUCCGAAGAGCCCAUCUAUAUUGUCACAGAGUACAUGAGCAAAGGAAGUUUGCUGGAUUUUCUGAAAGAUGGAGAAGGAAGAGCCUUGAAGUUGCCCAAUUUAGUAGAUAUGGCUGCACAGGUAGCUGCCGGCAUGGCGUACAUUGAACGAAUGAACUACAUACACAGAGAUUUACGGUCUGCAAACAUUUUGGUUGGAAACGGUCUCAUUUGCAAGAUCGCUGAUUUCGGACUAGCAAGAUUGAUUGAAGACAAUGAGUAUACAGCAAGGCAAGGAGCAAAGUUCCCAAUAAAAUGGACAGCCCCUGAAGCAGCACUGUAUGGAAGGUUUACAAUAAAGUCAGAUGUAUGGUCAUUUGGCAUUUUACUGACGGAGCUAGUGACGAAGGGAAGAGUCCCAUACCCAGGAAUGAAUAAUCGUGAGGUUUUGGAGCAAGUAGAGCGUGGUUAUAGGAUGCCAUGUCCGCAGGACUGUCCCAAUUCCCUGCAUGAGCUUAUGCUUAACUGCUGGAAAAAAGACCCAGAGGAGCGCCCUACUUUUGAGUAUCUACAGAGUUUCCUUGAAGACUACUUUACUGCCACCGAACCCCAGUACCAGCCUGGAGACAACCUGUAAAGUUGUGCCUGCAUAAAAUAUUGCUCCAGGUCCAAUUCCCUAGAUCUCUCUUCCACUUUAAAGACUGCCUUCCGUAACACGAAGCUGAAUCUUCCAGUGCGGAAUGCACACACAUGGGAAGUUUAAAAACUUUUGGGGAAUCUUUCAUGACCACUUAAUCUAAUAAUCAGAAUGUCCUCUUUUAAAAGAAAAUUAAAAAAAAAUUAAGAAUGAGAAAGGAUAAAAAAACAAAAGAAACUUUACUUCUCAAACAAAGACUUUGGUAAUGCAUUGUAUUGAUGUUAUGUAAACUGCAAAACCUCUCUUCACUGUAAAUAUUAACUCUGUGCCAAUUCCCAGCAUUACAGCUAUUUCUUUUUUUAUUAUUAAAUGCAAAACCCGCA
Messenger RNA from Pelobates fuscus (common spadefoot toad), 2748 nucleotides. It is a transcript of the gene FYN, whose product is annotated as FYN proto-oncogene, Src family tyrosine kinase. Bases 752 to 2365 code for a protein of 537 amino acids. The record is from RefSeq and is a predicted model, not a curated record. Gene Ontology annotation, molecular function: non-membrane spanning protein tyrosine kinase activity; ATP binding; signaling receptor binding. The transcript is spliced from 14 exons. Gene Ontology annotation, cellular component: extrinsic component of cytoplasmic side of plasma membrane. NCBI's taxonomy places the organism in Eukaryota, Metazoa, Chordata, Amphibia, Anura, Pelobatidae. Gene Ontology annotation, biological process: innate immune response; cell surface receptor protein tyrosine kinase signaling pathway; protein phosphorylation.